GAUGUGUCCAAUGGGGCCUCGCCACGUGUUGCGUCAAGGACACAAAAGCCCUAGGGCAAGGAAGAGCUCCAAGCUCGCGCGAUGGCGUACGUUGCUGGAGGGUCAUUGAAGAACAAGCGCCCAUGGAGCCUCAGCCUCCUCGCGGACUACUUUUGGGGGAUUUUGGCCUUGAUUCACACCUUCUUGCUCACCUUGUUCUCUAAGGACGCAUCAGAUCAAUACGGCAGGACGAGACGAUCAAGCGGAGGAAGUAGAGGAGGGUGGGGUGGUGGCGGCGGUGGUGGUGGCGGUGGCGGUGGUGGUGGCGGAGGCAGACGGGGUGGACUAGACAACAUCCGGGGCAUUGAUCACAGUGCACCCACUAGAGGGUGUGGGUCGUGCUGUGGAUUAUGAGACCCGACAAUGGUGGUGUCCAUAUGUCUCUUUCAAAAGCAACACGAAAGUCCGGAAUGGAUCUAUCUAUGUAUCUUGGCCAAAGCCUUUUCCACACAUUUUAACAAAUAAAAAAGGAGAAAACCAAGAAA
Molecule: messenger RNA, 524 nt
Organism: Selaginella moellendorffii
Lineage: Eukaryota; Viridiplantae; Streptophyta; Lycopodiopsida; Selaginellales; Selaginellaceae
Product: glycine-rich selenoprotein
Exons: 4
Coding region: 82-393 (103 amino acids)
Biological process (GO): endoplasmic reticulum calcium ion homeostasis; calcium ion transport
Cellular component (GO): Golgi apparatus; endoplasmic reticulum membrane
Source: RefSeq, a predicted model, not a curated record